This is a messenger RNA of Trifolium pratense (red clover), 2462 nucleotides long. RefSeq names its product MLO-like protein 4. Bases 635 to 2296 code for a protein of 553 amino acids. The record is from RefSeq and is a predicted model, not a curated record. The transcript has 15 exons. NCBI's taxonomy places the organism in Eukaryota, Viridiplantae, Streptophyta, Magnoliopsida, Fabales, Fabaceae. Gene Ontology annotation, cellular component: membrane. Gene Ontology annotation, biological process: defense response.
GAAACUUACCAUCUAAAGGUUGUUAGUAACAGCAACCUUGGAGAAUGAGAAACUCUCCAUGUGCAUGGUUUGGAGAUUGUGUGUGUGUGUCAUAGACAGCACCAAUACACUGCACGUAAGCUAGUCUUUAACUUUGACAAACAAUAAACAAAGUGUUUAAUUAAUAAUUUCUUAGAUGAUAUCAUAGCCUCUCUACGAUCUGUUGGGCCGCCUGCAAUCAGAUUUCUGCAAUCAGAUUUCUGAUCAGACCAUCCACCAUUUAUAUCCGCGCCCCAAACCCAAUAUCGCUUGCGAGAUGGCCUGAGUAUACGCUUAUAAAGUAGAAACAAUACUCACCAUAUAAGCUAGUUUUGUAGAGUUGAGUUAGACUUAACUCUCGAUUCUAAGAAAUUUAUUAUAUGAUGAAAUCAAAAGUGAUUAGGAUCUAUACCUGCAACUGCAAUAUUAUAAUAUACUCUCUCCACAUGCACCUUUCAACUAAACUAAUCAAAUAAAACAAAAAACACUCUCUCAAAGCUGCUAAGAUACUUCUCUUUUCCUUCCUUUGGAUCCCAUCUGCUCCUCAUUUCUGUGGAUUCAAGAGAGUUCUUCUUUUUUGUUUUCCAUGAAUGGUUUCUUGAUGUAAGAAGAAAUAAUGGAACAUGUUAUGGAGCAAGGUCGUUCUCUUGCUGAGACACCUACAUAUUCAGUUGCAUCUGUUGUUACUGUCAUGGUCUUUGUCUGUUUCUUGGUUGAGCGUUCUAUCUACCGCCUUGGUAAGUGGUUGAAGAAGACGAGAAGGAAGGCACUUUUUGCUUCGCUGGAGAAAAUGAAAGAAGAGUUGAUGCUGCUUGGGCUUAUCUCUUUGUUGUUGGCACAAAGCGCGAGGUGGAUCUCUGAGAUUUGUAUAAGCUCAUCGGUAUUCAGCAGUCGAUUUUAUACUUGUGCCGAAGAAGACCUUCCCAUGAUUGAGAAUGUCAUAAUUAAAAACUCUUCCUCUUUCUCUGAUGAAACUAAUAUUCCAAAAGGGCUAAUUACUGGUGCACUCCAUCAAUGUGGAGAGGGCCAUGAACCAUUUGUUUCAUAUGAGGGUCUUGAGCAGUUGCACCGGUUUUUAUUUGUUCUUGGGAUCACUCAUGUUCUGUAUAGUUUUCUCGCUGUUGGUUUAGCAAUGAGCAAGAUAUAUAGUUGGUGCAGAUGGGAAAAUCAGGCUACCAUGGCUGCUAUCGACGGAAAUUUGCAAGGAAAGAUAAACAAGGUGAUGAGGCGGCAAACGACCUUUGUUUUCCAUCACACUUCUCAUCCAUGGAGCAGGAAUUCAAUACUAAUUUGGAUGCUAUGUUUUCUGCGUCAGUUUAGGAGUUCCAUACAAAAAUCAGAUUACCUUGCGCUUCGUCUUGGUUUCAUCACUGAACAUAGAUUGCCGUUGUCAUAUGAUUUUCAUAAAUAUAUGGUUCGAAGCAUGGAAGAUGAAUUUCAUGCCAUUCUAGGAAUAAGCUGGCCGCUUUGGGUUUAUACCAUAGUCUGUAUCUUUGUGAACAUCCAUGGUCUAAAUAUAUACUUCUGGCUCUCCUUUAUACCUGCAAUUCUUGUGAUGUUAAUAGGUACAAAACUUCAACAUGUUGUAGCCACUUUAGCACUUGAAAUCUGGGAGCAGCAGGGUCCAUCUGCCAGAACACAAGUAAAGCCACGCGAUGGUUUGUUUUGGUUCAACAAACCAGAGAUAUUGUUAUGGCUAAUACAAUUUGUGAUAUUUCAGAAUGCCUUUGAAAUGGCUUCAUUUAUUUGGACAUUGUGGGGAUUUAAAGAACAAUCAUGCUUCAUGAGACACCAUUACAUGAUCAUCAUUCGGCUGACAUGUGGAGUUUUUGUUCAGUUCUGGUGUAGCUAUAUGACAGUGCCCCUUAAUGUGAUAGUUUCACAGAUGGGAUCGCGAUGUAAGAAGGCUCUAGUGACAGAGAGUGUUAGAGAUUCCUUACACAGUUGGUGUAAGAGAGUAAAACAGAAGUCUAAGCAUGAUCAUUCUCUGCAUUCACAUACCGCUAGAUCAAUAUGUUCCCUGGGAUCAACAAUCAAUGAGAGGGAUGAGAUAACAGUGGUAUCUGGCACUCUAACUCGAACAACUUCCUUAGACUUAGAGUCUUUGAAUCAGAUGACAGUAACUUCAGUAGACCAGAUGAAUUUUCUGACUUCAAACAACCUCGAUGAUUCAACCGAUUUGUCAGAAUCCGUACAUAUUAAUUCACAUUACAAUAAUGUUGACAACGGAGAGGAAGCUAAAGUUGAGACUCUUCUUGAUUUGUUUCACAAAACAUGAUCAAUAUUUUGUUUUAUAUCUUAAGUCCUACUGCAUAACAAGUUGAAAUUCUAGAGUAUAGUUUAGAUGUGCAAAUCAUUCUUAAUCGCUAUGAAGCAUAGAUGUACAUUAUAUAUAUAUCACUAUUAGAAGUAAUAAAUUUAGCACCAAAAUUUGGAAUAUUUCU